This is a messenger RNA of Ambispora leptoticha, 1032 nucleotides long. The record is from the annotation of a GenBank genome assembly. NCBI's taxonomy places the organism in Eukaryota, Fungi, Glomeromycota, Glomeromycetes, Archaeosporales, Ambisporaceae.
AAAGCCGCUUCUCAUUUCAUAUAUCUAAUGGAGCUCCUUCCAACGUAUAUUUCAUUUCAUAAUGGCAAAUUUAAGAUCGCCAGUACGACUAGAGAAUUGGAUUAUAUUUUGGGUUGUUCAUCCACAGAAACUCUAGCUGACUUUCUUUCAGACAACUCUCCUACUAAUGAGCGCCCUAUUAAACCCGUGGCAACAACGGAAAUUUUCGGAAUGGUUGGUCGAUUAUUUGCUAGAGAAGACGGAAAAACUUUUAUUUUGUUUCGCGCAGCUGUCAAAUCAAUAGUAAAUGUGGAAUGGAUUCAACAAAUCGUUAAUACGUUCAACACGCUUCUCGAUUAUAAGCGCAGGGGCAAAGGAAAUUCACCGAUUGCCCACAAGGUUUGGCCAGUUGCACUAGCAAUUUUAGCUGCUACAUGUUCUUUUCACUUUUUGCAAAACGACUACGCACAAGUCGGAAACAAUCCUUUGACUGAUGAUCAGAAGAAACGAUCCAAAGAAAAACUUACAGAUCUCAGGAAUAUUCUGGAAAAAAUUUGCAAAAACUUGAGAGGGAAACAAAUAGAGGAUUUUAAUGGCAAUCUCGGUGUUCUCCAAACUUGUCUUGAAAAGUUUGAACCCUUUGUGAGCGAAAUGAAUUCUCUUUUAGAAUCCAAAAUACAAUCUUUAAAUGAAGACAAAGAGAGGCUAGAAAUUAUAUGCGGAGUUACAACAAUUAGCGCUGUAUUGUUCGCUGGAACAUUAGGCGCAUAUUGGAAGCUUUUAAGCAUUACUAAGAAAGUUGUAGGUUCUGGAAUAGUUGUUUGUGGUUCAUUAUGUCCUGCUCACUUAGUAAUCUUAUUACGUAAAAUGAUCGAUGAGCAUGAUCGUAUGCACGAAACUGUCAAGAGUUUAACAGAUUUCUUGAGUGAAAUUCGUGCUUCCAUCAACGAAAUCGAUAUUGACCAAAUCGAGGAUGAGAUAAAAUUGUUGCUCGAUCAGUUUAAGAAAUUCCAAGAUAAAAUCGGAGAAUAUGAGACUAAGAUUUCUUUAUAG